Ceutorhynchus assimilis (cabbage seed weevil) is the source of this 804-nucleotide messenger RNA. The record is from the annotation of a GenBank genome assembly. NCBI's taxonomy places the organism in Eukaryota, Metazoa, Arthropoda, Insecta, Coleoptera, Curculionidae.
CGGUGCCAUCCCGCCCAUGCCUAUUUCCAAAAACAAAACAUUGAAAAUUGUGCUGGAGUGUUGAAUUUUGAAAAUAAUUUAAUAAAUUAACAUCUUGCUGAGAAAUAAUUAAUAAUGAACGCGCCACCGACCUUCGAAUCAUUCCUUUUGUACGACGGUGAAAAAAAAAUCGUCAAAGAAGUUGAUGCCAAAGUACCAAACGCAGUAAUAUUCACAAUCAAUAAAGAGGAUCACACUUUGGGAAAUAUGAUCAGAAAUCAGUUGCUGAAAGAUCCCAAUGUUACAUUUGCUGGCUACAAAGUACCCCAUCCCUUGGAGCAUAAGUUUGUCCUACGCAUACAAACCACUUCUGACUACUCGCCACAAGAUGCCCUCAUGCAUGCGAUUACUGAUUUGAUUUCUGAAUUGUCUCUAUUCGAGGAACGUUUCAAGGAAGCGGUCAAAGAGAGAAAAGAAGGAUUGGAAUAAUUAUUAAAUUGUGUAUUUUGUAAGAGAUUUUUAAAUAAAAGAAAAAUAAUAUUUUUUUUUACAUUACAUAGAUUAAAAUUAAUUUAGGAGGAUGGUUCCUUGAACUAAUUUUAGCUAAGAAUUACAUUAGAAAUAGUUUUGGAGGAAAUCAAGUAAUGUGGUUAUUGUAAAUUAACAAGAACUUACAUGUGAUAGGUCCACCUAGUUCUUACUUUGCUAAACUCGAGACAGGGUUAUUUAGUUUUUUUUCUCUAUUAUUAUAUAAAGUUACCUAGGUAUGCCAUGAGAAUGUUUCCAUAAAAUCAAGUUUGAUUCAAAAUAAAGUGCUUUUUUGAA